Esox lucius (northern pike) is the source of this 2100-nucleotide messenger RNA. Its product is annotated as zinc finger protein ZIC 3. Gene Ontology annotation, cellular component: nucleus. The record is from RefSeq and is a predicted model, not a curated record. Gene Ontology annotation, molecular function: RNA polymerase II cis-regulatory region sequence-specific DNA binding; DNA-binding transcription factor activity, RNA polymerase II-specific. NCBI's taxonomy places the organism in Eukaryota, Metazoa, Chordata, Actinopteri, Esociformes, Esocidae. Gene Ontology annotation, biological process: regulation of transcription by RNA polymerase II; central nervous system development. Bases 233 to 1555 code for a protein of 440 amino acids. The transcript is spliced from 3 exons.
UUAUUGACUUGUUAGACGGAAUGCAUUAGGCUACUACAGCCCACUCAGUAGAAAGUGGUGGGUGUUUGACCCUUUCUCACUUGUUUGCCCUCUGAAAACUUAAUACAAACUGUGGAUUAGCCUACAUUUACCAGAAUGUAAGCGUGAACACGCUUUUAGCGUUGGGCAUUUUGACACAAUUUGGCCUCAGUUUGUCGUAAUGGUUUAUUGAUGUUCCAUCUUCUGUGCUUCAAUGGCCAAGCUCGUUGACCCUGGUGCGCAAUUCUCCUCGUUUGGUUUCGGGGACGUCGGAAUGCCAAGACCUCAUGAACCGGUGAGUAAAGAGCUUCGGCUAGGUAUCUGCCCGUAUGGAGAGACCUCUCACUUCGCAGCCUUCAAUCUCAGCACCGCGUGUCAAGACGUUGCACAGAAGUCACAGCUUCCCCAAGUCUCUGGAUACGCAGAUGCGCAGGGAAGCCACAGCGUAGGGCAGUUUGGACCACAUGGACACAGACCGAUCGACGGCAGAGGUUUUAAGUUCAAGUAUCGAAAUCCAGAAAUAGUUGAUUUCGCAAAAAGAGAUGCUCAGUUUGCAUUUUCCAAACUCAACACAACGGGGAAUUUGCAAAUGACCCUAUGUAAAUCUGAAAACCCAGGCUAUCCUGUGUUCCCAUCUGUACGCGAGCAGAGCGCAUCCCCAACUGGAUACACGGCGAACCGCAGGACGCAUUUGGGUACACAAGGAGAAAUAUACUUUGGAAUGGAUCCGCAUCUACACGUCUCCAGCCCACACCCACGGGUCAGUGGUACUCAUCUUCAGUUUGAUCACAGUGUAGAUGUGAGAGUGGCGACAGGGAAUGGACACGGUGCUUUCUUCAGAUACACGCGAAUGAACUCCCAGCAUGACGUCACCUGUAAAUGGAUAGACGACGAUCAGACAAAUCUUCCCAAAAAAACGUGCGGCAAGUUGUUCUGCUCUACGUUUGAUCUGGUUACGCACCUCUCCGCCGAUCACGUGGGCCGUCCCGACCGGGGUCUGCAUAGGCCCACUUGCUUUUGGGAGGAUUGUCCAAGAGAAGGCCAAUCUUUUACAGCAAAGUAUAAAUUAGUCAACCACAUCCGCGUACACACUGGAGAAAAACCAUUCACCUGUCCCUUUCAUGGCUGUGGUAAAAUAUUUGCCAGGUCCGAAAAUUUGAAAAUACAUAAAAGGAUUCAUACAGGCGAAAAACCCUUCAAAUGUGAAUUCGCAGGCUGCGAGAGGAGGUUUGCGAAUAGCAGCGACAGGAAAAAACACACGCACGUUCAUACCUCAGAUAAGCCCUACAUCUGCAAGGUUUGUGAGAAGGCCUACUCGCACCCCAGCUCUCUGAGGAAACACUCGAAGGUUCACAGAUCUCAAAGCUUAGAAAUCUCCCCGACGGUAACUUAUGGAUUCGAGUCGUCCACGCCUCCAGCUCCCUGUAGACCUACGUCCACAACAUACGAAGAGUCUAAAAAAACAUCCAUGCUGCAGGUCAAGCAUCAUAAGCCAAUAUUUAAAGAGGACCUUUCUUCCAAUUUGUUUGAAUGGUAGGCCUACAUUUGAAAAGGUUCUAUUUAAGUGGAAUCUAAAACGUUUAUAGGAUAGGAACACAUUCCUAUAAGUAAACGUUUAUAGGAUAGGAACACAUACAUAUAAACAAACGUUUGCUAAAUUCAGCAAACACAGUAAACAUCCUGUAGACUCUCCAGUGCUGUCUUAGGAUAAUAUUUUUUUAUAUCCUCCGAAAUGUUUGGAAAAGUCUGAUUCUUAUAUCUCAUACAUGAUAGGCUACACAUACAAUUAAAUGAAUAUGUUCUGUUAGAUAAAAUACAUAGUAUACCACUUUGGUCAGCAAAAGCAAAAUAUACCACAAACUAUAAAGUGUAUAAAAAAAGGAAGAAGGCAGAUGAACGAAAAAAUUGCUUAAUGAUUCAGUGCAUGAAGAAAUAGUAGACCUAUUUGCAUGUAUUGGUAAAACAUUUUAGCUUUGUUGUCAGAAUCCAUUUUAAGAUAUAAAAGCAUAGGCUAAGUUGACUAAAUUCUGCCAUUUUAAAAGAAGAUUAUUCAAAUGUAUUAUUUUUGUCGAACAUUUGCAU